Cokeromyces recurvatus is the source of this 532-nucleotide messenger RNA. Its product is annotated as 60S ribosomal protein L37a. NCBI's taxonomy places the organism in Eukaryota, Fungi, Mucoromycota, Mucoromycetes, Mucorales, Mucoraceae. Gene Ontology annotation, biological process: translation. The coding region runs from base 254 to 532 and encodes 92 amino acids. The record is from RefSeq and is a predicted model, not a curated record. Gene Ontology annotation, cellular component: ribosome. Gene Ontology annotation, molecular function: structural constituent of ribosome. The transcript is spliced from 3 exons.
AAGAUAUUGAUUAUAGCUUAAUGGUGUAUAUAGUAUAGACAAUAAUGAAGUCUUGGACUUACUUUUCAUUAUUUGUUAAAGUAUAUUAUUAUUUUUUUUUCAUCUCACUGCCACUUCCCUAAAAAUAAAAAAGUAGCUCCUCCUCCUCCUCCUCUUCCAAAUUUUAAUUUCCGGAGAAUUAUUAUUCACACAAUAAAUUAAGAAAUAAGCAUAGAAUAAAGCCUCUCUCUUUGAACGAAGUCGUAUCAGCAAAAUGGUCAAGCGUACUAAGAAGGUUGGAAUCACUGGUAAAUACGGUACCCGUUAUGGUGCUUCUCUUAGAAAGACCGUAAAGAAGAUGGAAAUCACUCAACACUCUACCUACACUUGUACUUUCUGUGGUAAGGAUGCUGUUAAGCGUUCUGCUGUUGGUAUUUGGAAGUGUAAGGGUUGCAAGAAGAUCAUGGCUGGUGGUGCUUACACCGUUUCUACCACUGCUGCUGCCACUGUUCGUUCUACUGUUCGUCGUCUUCGUGAAUUGGCCGAGAUCUAA